Molecule: messenger RNA, 1368 nt
Organism: Alligator sinensis (Chinese alligator)
Lineage: Eukaryota; Metazoa; Chordata; Crocodylia; Alligatoridae
Exons: 2
Coding region: 1-1368 (455 amino acids)
Biological process (GO): lipid transport; lipoprotein metabolic process
Cellular component (GO): extracellular region; membrane
Molecular function (GO): lipid binding; metalloendopeptidase activity
Source: RefSeq, a predicted model, not a curated record
AUGAGCUCCCAGGAAACCAUCGUGUGCGGCAAGGAAGAAAACCAAAGGAAAAGCCACAUUUCUGAACAAGAUGGGAAAAGUCACAUCCCCCUGACUGAGGACAAGGCAAGAAUCGCAGAAGCAGCGAGGCAGAGCGCGCUGGAGAUCCUGAGAGACGCCCUGAAGAAGAAGGACCGUGUGCUCAUGGAGACGCCCCGGGACCUGAUUUCCUGUGACUCCGAACGGCCCCAGUUCUGGAUGGAGCGGUUCGGGGUCCUGACGGAGCAGCGGGUGAGAGACCUCAUCUCGGUGCUGGAGGCAGCCAAGUUCAUGGGGGACCCUUCCAGGGAGAAGACUCGUGCGUAUGUCUAUACAGAAUCUGGAGACAGAACCAUUUAUCUGUACCCACCCUUCUGGAAGGGUCCGAGUUAUCUUAGGAAAAAGUGGCAGUGGGGGACUUUAAUCCACGAGGCCUCGCACUUCUUGGGUGCAGACGACAUCACCUACGAGCCAGUCAGGAUCUCUGUUGCCUGCAAGGGGCUGAUAGUGAAAAAUAGCUCGACAGACCCAAAUAGUCUAGAUUAUGUUCCUCUGGCGAAUGCGAUGGUAAAUGCCAGCAACAUCCAGUAUGAGUUUGAACUGACCCUGCGGCAUGGGGGCUACUACAUUUGGGGCAGAUACUCCUGCUGCGGGGAGACAGCGAGGAACUCCGUCUGCGAGAGGGCCGUGCCCGAUGAGUUUUUGACUUCUCCGAACAACGGGAGCAAACUGGAAGCGAGGAACAUCGAUGAAAUACUGAGGGACGAGCUGCUCCGGGCCCGGGACAGACUGAAGAAGCACAUAGCAGAUCUUCGGGCAACUGCCGACGCUGUGGACAAGGCUAACAGAGAAGCCACAAAAGCAACAGGUGCCGGAAAGGCAGCGGCCCUCACAAGCGUGGCCAGUGCCCUUCUGGGGGUUGGCCUCGCCCCCUUCACCUUUGGGGCAUCGCUGGCUGCCUCUUUCACGGGGCUUGGUGUCCUCACGGCAGGCACUGUGACCAGCAAAGCAGCGACCACCCGGGCCAUGAAGCAGAGUCUGGAUAAGCAGGAGGAGUUCCUCAAGCUCCUGCGCCAGUGCCUGGAUGAGGUGCGGCUAAUCCGGCGGUACAUGCAGCUCCUCUCAGUCCAGGUGCAAGAGACCACCAGCAGCCAUGUCACACAUGUGGCAACAACCUCGCACGUCCCGACAAGCGUCAGACUAGACCCAGACAUCUUCUCUACAGUCAUGAACUACUUAGAGCUCAAAGACACCAAAUCAGAGCUGGCGGCCAAGAUGCGAGAGGCAGCCGCCAAACUGGAGGAAGUGAUUGAGCAAGUCAACAAGAUGCAGGAGACGCUGACUGAAUGA